CAAACGGAAUCCUGCGAGCGAAUAAAACGGUGCCAAAGUAUCCUCGGCUCCUUCGUAGUAUCAAACGUUGUUUUCCUCUUGAAAAGAGUGCUCGAUCGUCUCUCUCUCUCUCUCUUUCGGAGUCCAUUUUUUGUUUCCUCUCCUGUCAAAUUCGGCCUCCGCUGGCUCAUCAUGAACGUAAUCGGAUACCUCUGUUACACCCUCGGAUUAAUGACAUUAAUCUCGACGACCGAUGCAAUUCAUUUGCAAAAUGACCAGAAUGAUCAACCCGUUUACGAUUUGUUGACGGCAGACGAUUUGACCAGGGCCAAAAAACCUUUCUGCAACGCAUUCACCGGUUGUGGGAAAAAAAGAUCGUUUCUGCCGGACAGGCUGGCGGAAAACGAGGAGCGAUCCCCGGACAGAAUCCGCGUUCCCGUUCCGAUAUACCGAGCUUUAUUGAGAGCCGCAAGUCGAGAAGUCCGUCCGACACUCGAGCGAGGAUCGAGGGGAAAAGACGGCGGAUUCGAAGAGUACUCUUAUUCGGAAAUGAAUAAUAAAAUACCGAGCGUUCAGCGAUACGACAGUUAAUCAUCGAUCAUACGACAGUUUCGACGACACAAUUCAGCGAAUCGUGAAAUCAAUAUUUUUAUUUCAAUGUGUGUAUUAUCAAACGUACUGUAUGUCAUGAAUCGAGAAAUGAAUGUUAAACUAUAUGAAAAUUAGACACGUAAAAAUGGCUUUUUAUAUUUUAUUUUUCAACAUUUUUCACAUUUGUUUAUUCUGUUAAAACUUCAACGAAAAAUUAACGCUUCAUUUGACAUUUCACAACUUCCACUUGCGCUCGAAAAGCAAACAAAAUUCGUUGGAAUUAUUCUUUCGACGAUAAAAUUGUGAUAAAACAUUUAUUUACCUGUGCAAAGAUUGUUUCAACGUUAAUAGAAACAUUCGAUUUUCGGUUGUAAAUAAUCGUUUGUUUUAUUGUGACUUGGGAAUAAAAUUAUCUGAAAAUUAAA
This is a messenger RNA of Venturia canescens, 995 nucleotides long. It is a transcript of the gene CCAP, whose product is annotated as Crustacean cardioactive peptide. Bases 172 to 570 code for a protein of 132 amino acids. NCBI's taxonomy places the organism in Eukaryota, Metazoa, Arthropoda, Insecta, Hymenoptera, Ichneumonidae. The transcript is spliced from 4 exons. The record is from RefSeq and is a predicted model, not a curated record.